Cricetulus griseus (Chinese hamster) is the source of this 1290-nucleotide messenger RNA. The record is from RefSeq and is a predicted model, not a curated record. Lineage: Eukaryota; Metazoa; Chordata; Mammalia; Rodentia; Cricetidae.
AUGCUGUGCUCUGGGAUUGAUGCUGCCCCACAGCCCAGCACGGGGCUGACUCUGGGCCAUGGGACACCAGUGCUGUCAGGAAUUCGCCCUAAACCUAUCCUCAGAGCACAAACAGAUUCUGUGGUCUCUGAGCUGACUACAGUGACCUUCUUGUGUGAGGGAACCAUGGGAGCCCAAGAAUACCGUCUGUAUAAAAAUGGGCAUUUCAGGAACAAAAAAUAUCCACCAAAUCCUAAGAACAAGGCUGAAUUCUCAAUCUCAAAAAUAGUCCCUCAGGAAGCAGGGCAAUAUACCUGUCAAUAUUGGACCCAUUAUGGAUGGUCAGAGCACAGUGACGCCCUGGAACUGGUGGUGACAGGGGCCUACAAUAAACCCAGUCUCUCAGCACAGCCCAACCCUGUGGUGACUGAAAGAGGGAAAGUCACCAUCCAGUGUGGCUCAAAGCAACAAUAUUCUGGGUUCAUUUUGAUUAAGGAAGGACCACAGGAAGAAUCCAGGAUACUGGACUCAGAGUAUAACCAGUCUACUUGGCAGUAUGAGGGCAGGCUCCCUGUGGGCCCUGUGACCUCCAGUCAAAGGUGGACAUUCAGAUGCUACAGCUUUCGCAGUAACAGCCCAUUGGUGUGGUCAGAUCCUAGUGACCCUCUGGAGCUCCUGUUCUCAGGGACCCUCCACGAACCCACCAUCAAGGCUAAGCCAGGCCCUGUGGUUGCCUUAGGAAGCCCCAUGAACAUCUCCUGUCAGGGGACCCUGAAUGCAGAAAUGUGUUUUCUGCAUAAAGAGGGAAGCCAACAAACCUGGGGUACACAGAUCCCAAAGGAGCCUGAGAACAAGUCCACGUUCUCCAUUCCUUCUGUCACAGAGGACAGUGGGGGGCAAUAUCGCUGUUACUGUUACAGCUCAGCUGGCUGGUCAGAGCCCAGUGACACCCUGGAACUGGUGGUGACAGGAAUCUAUAACACUAAACCACACCUGGUAGAAUUGCCCAGCCCUGUGGUGACCUCAGGGGGGAACAUGACUCUCCAGUGUGUCUCACAGAUGGUUUAUAACAAGUUCAUCCUCACCAAGGAAGAUCAGAAGUUCUCCAGCUCCCUGAACUCACAGUAUAUAAACAGUAUUAAGCAGUACCAAGCCUUAUUCUCUAUAGAUCAUGUAACAGCAGACCACACAGGGACAUUCCGAUGCUAUGGUUACUACAAGCAAACCCCACAGCUGUGGUCAGCACCCAGUGAGGCCCUGGAAAUGCACAUCUCAGGUGAGUCAGCCCCAUCACUGACCAAUCAUUUUUAA